CACGGCCUCUGCGUCAUUACUCAUCGUUAAAAUGUGCAGAAGCCCACGGAAAAGACGACGAAAUCCCGUAUUCCGGACCGGUUUAACCUAUCACAGCGGAGGGCUAAUUAGACAGACACCAGACGAUUAAAGAACAGACACUCAGGGAAAGCGUCUUUUAACGAUUCGACCACAAGCUCGGGCUUCUUCACGAACUGUUUGACAAUACUGAGCAACACUGUCGGUCGUUAGAUCAUGUGUUAACGUAACUGUGAAGUGUCCCACAUUUAAAGAUCAAAUUCACUUCAGCGCUCAGAACACCUGGUCUUAUCGACUGAACAAACCGGCCUUUUAAAUCCACUGCCUUCGGGAAUGGGGCUGCUGUUCGCCAAACUGAUGACUGUGUUCGGAGACAGAGAACACAAAGUAAUUAUUGUCGGUUUGGACAAUGCCGGGAAGACCACUAUCCUCUACCAGUUUUUAACAAAAGAAGCCGUGCAGACAUCUCCCACAAUCGGCAGCAAUGUAGAGGAAAUAGCAGUAAAGAAAACACGCUUCCUCGUCUGGGACAUUGGUGGUCAGGAGAGUCUCAGAGCUACCUGGAACUCGUAUUACUGUAAUACAGAGAUUGUCAUCCUGGUUGUUGAUAGCACUGAUCGAGAACGCCUGACUGUAACUAAAGAGGAACUUCAUCGCAUGCUUGCACAUGAGGAACUGCAGAACGCAUCAGUGCUGGUUUUGGCGAAUAAGCAGGACAUGAAGAACAGCAUGUCUGCUGCAGAGAUCUCUCAGAGUCUGACUCUCGGCUCACUCAAUGCUCGCUCCUGGCAUGUCCAGGCCUGCUGCGCACUCACUGGAGAAGGUUUACCAGCCAGUCUAGACUGGAUGCGCUCCCGUGUUGUGGCGAAUUAGACCAGCAACAGUGCUUCUCAAACCUCUGGAACUGCUGAAAGAGAGAUAAGGCCGACUUAAGACUUUGAUCCAGCUAUCAGUGCCUCUGUCUGAGUUAUCUUAAAAUACUGAAUCCUGGAGGAACGCACUUCAUCCACUUACUCUGGAUACCAGAACAAGUCUGGAGACUCUCUCUCUGUGUGUGUGUGUGUGUGUGUGUGUGUAUAAACAUUUGUGUUUGUACAUGAUGUGACUCCGUUCUAGAGGUCCACGUGUUUACAUUACAGACUUCUGAAAUGAUCUGACCUGAUCAUGAUGUCGGUGCCACUGUAUUGACCUCUGGAUGUGCUGAGGGCUCUGCUUCUCACGUGGAGUUGCUGUCCACAGGCAUCCAUCUGAAAGGGGUGGGGUGAUGGUUCACAUGCCCGUACUGAUUCAUGAUGAGCCACUAAGCUAUUGAACAAGCAUUACUUGAAGUAUUUAAAAGGAAUUGAUUUGUGUAUGUUGUGCAGAUGUGUGCAUGCAGAAUGGAACAUGUGUUCAAGUACUUUAUUUUUGAAAGUAGACUGGAUGUUCAUAGUGUUUUCUUAUAUAAUUUUGUACAAAAAAGUUUUGUACAAAUAAAAAUCUACUAAAAACA
This is a messenger RNA of Cyprinus carpio (common carp), 1510 nucleotides long. RefSeq names its product ARF like GTPase 5C (gene arl5c). NCBI's taxonomy places the organism in Eukaryota, Metazoa, Chordata, Actinopteri, Cypriniformes, Cyprinidae. Gene Ontology annotation, biological process: vesicle-mediated transport; intracellular protein transport; protein localization to Golgi membrane. Gene Ontology annotation, molecular function: GTP binding; GTPase activity. Gene Ontology annotation, cellular component: trans-Golgi network; cytoplasm. The record is from RefSeq and is a predicted model, not a curated record.